AUUCCAAAUCAUAAAACAUUCUAAAUAUAUAUAUAUAUAUAUUAUAUUAUAUUAACAAACAUAAACAUAAAAUACACAUUAUCCCUAACAAUUAACCUCCCAAGAUCAAUCCCAAAAAAGAAAAAUGCAUUAUUAUCCAUCUAUCCCUUUCUUCAUUCUAACCAUCCUUUCAACCCUCCUCACCUCAUCCAACUCCCACCGUUGUUCAGACAAAUUCCAAGAGCUCGUCAAUGCCCGAAAUCUCUCGAAUUGCCAACGCCUCCCAACGCUUGGUGCAGAGCUUGGUUGGAGCAUCCCUGCGCCCAACAAAUCCCACCACGUAUUUCGAGUCCUCUUUGGCGCCCUGAUGGAAGCCGACGGGGGGUGGUUGGCGUGGGGAGUGAAUCCAGGGAAAAAGCCAGAGAUGGUGGGGACGAGAGCUGUGAUCGGGAUCAAAAACCCUACGAACGGUUCUUCUUAUUGUAGGAGUUAUAAUUUGACCCAUGAGACACGAAUUGGAUGCCCGCUUCGACCGACGGAUUUGGAGGAGAUAAAGUGUACGAAAUUCGAAUAUGAAACCAUGACGGAUUACCAUUUGAUUUCCGCUAGUUUGAAUCUUUCGGCUGCGAUUUAUAAUGAUUUGAAGCUUAAUAUUGUGUGGCAAAGUGGAUUAGAUGUUGACGAAGAUACGCCAUUAGCGCAUACGACUACUUUAAUGAAUAUUGAUUGUGUUGAGACGCUUGAAUUGAGUACGGGUAAAAGUACUGAUAUGACUCACCUCAAGAUUUACUUUAGAAAAGUGCAUGGAAUAUUGAAUAUUAUAGGAUGGGGAACAUUUUUACCAAUAGGAGCAAUAAUAGCAAGAUUCUUUAGGAAAUUCCCAUUUGAAAGCGAUGUUUGGUGGUACCGUACUCAUGAGGUUUGCCAAUUGGCUGGGUUCGCCAUUGGCAUGGUUGGUUGGGGGAUUGGGAUGUGGCUCGCCCAUAGUUCACCUGACUACAUUUUCAACACUCAUCGUGUCUUCGCCAUCUUCAUCUUCGUUUUUGCCACUUUACAAACAUUGGCGAUAAAGUUUAGACCCUCGCCUACGGACGACUCUCGAAAAGUGUGGAACAUCUAUCAUCAUUUCCUAGGAUAUGCUUUACUAGCAUUGAUAUAUAUAAAUAUAUUUGAAGGAAUGAGAAUCUUGAAGCCAGAGAACAAAGAGAAAUGGAGAUAUGCAGUCAUUGGAAUUCUUGUAACAUUAGGGUUAGUCACUUUGGUUCUUGAAGUCCAUACUUGGAGAAAGUUUAUUAAACAAAGAACUACAAGGAAGAAAUUGGGGUCUCAAUUUCCUAAUCAAGCUAGGCCUAAUCAACAAGAAGAAGAAGAUGGGGAUGGAAUGACAAUUCAAUCACCACCAUUUUCAAGAAGAAACAUUCCCUCUACACCUGCACCAAUAUAAGAGUAAGUAAAAUAGCUAGGACAAACAUAAUAAUAUUGGUAAUAUUAUUAUUUAAUUCUAACUUUUUUGUAUGGAGAGAUGUAUUUUUCAUAUAUACUUGCACUUUUGUGAUCAUAUAUAUAAUUUGUUUUGGUGUUUAAGUUAUAAUGCUUUUUUAAUUUUGUUUUGUUAGGAUGGUUUGAGAAUUUCAUGGUGUAUAAACGAAUUAAAGAGAGCUCAAUAAUAAUGUUUGCAAAGUUACAUACAUA
Molecule: messenger RNA, 1671 nt
Organism: Cucumis sativus (cucumber)
Lineage: Eukaryota; Viridiplantae; Streptophyta; Magnoliopsida; Cucurbitales; Cucurbitaceae
Product: cytochrome b561 and DOMON domain-containing protein At4g12980
Exons: 3
Coding region: 125-1423 (432 amino acids)
Source: RefSeq, a predicted model, not a curated record